Molecule: messenger RNA, 2098 nt
Organism: Belonocnema kinseyi
Lineage: Eukaryota; Metazoa; Arthropoda; Insecta; Hymenoptera; Cynipidae
Product: nucleolin-like
Exons: 3
Coding region: 280-1047 (255 amino acids)
Biological process (GO): regulation of DNA-templated transcription
Cellular component (GO): nucleus; chromatin
Molecular function (GO): DNA binding
Source: RefSeq, a predicted model, not a curated record
CUUCGCUUCCAUUCGACGUCGAUAAACAUUCGUGGUUCGAGACUUCGAGCGCCAACGUGCAGUCGCGUGGGAAGAUAACAAGCUUGUGAUCCGCCGUUCGCGAAGUUCAGAAAUACCGGCGAAACCCACAAAAAGACGCGCUGCAAUUACUCAGUUUUACUUCGGACCUCAAAUUCACCUCGAUCUCAAACCCGGCUUCGGUAGUGUACCAGAAGUCCCUGAAAAACCAUCUACAGUAAUUCGCCGCGUUCACGCUAAGCUUAAGUCCAAGUUUUAGAAAUGCCUCCACGAAAGACGAACAAGCGCAGCGAAGAGGAGGUUGCUGUUGAAGGCGCCGGUGAAAAUGACGCAUCUCCACCAAAAAGGGCGAAAGGCCGAAAAGCCGUCACCGAGAAGUCCGAUGACGCCAGAGAGCCCCGAUUUCCCCGUGCGGCGAAAAAUAAAAAACCCGAGGUCACGCCAGAACCAGAACCGGUGAAGAAGUCCAAGGCGUCAACCAAGAAAAACGACGCCACUUCAAAGAAGGCGAAAAAAGCUGCAAAAUCCGAUGAUGAGGAUGAACCUUUGAACGACGAGGACAACGCCGAAUCCGACGAAGUCCCUGAAGUUCCAAAGAAAAAGGCUCGCGGUAAACCAGCGGCGAAAAAGGCGGGCGCCGACGAAGAAACGACUAAAACGAAUAGCCAGAACUCGAGAAAAAAACAAACUGACGAUAAGCUGAAAAAAGAGGAGGAAAUCAGUGAUUCUAGGUCAAAAAAGAAAACGAAAGCCGCUGGUGCGAAAAAGGGCAGGGGUAAGAAGGCCAAGGACAUUGCGGACGAAGCCGAAGAUGAGGUUGCUGAGGGUAGCGAGAAGGAGGAUGAGGAAGAGUCCCCAGAGCCAGAAGAGAAUGGAAAUGCUCAAGAGGUAGUAGAGAAUGGAGGAAGCGAGAAUGGCGAUGACUCGAAAAAAAAAUCCAAGAGCAAACCAGCCACCAAGAAAGUUGAACCCGCUGCGAAGAACAGUACCGAAGUUGCGGCCAACGAAGAGGGCGGCGAUUCCGAAUAGUAAUGUUUUUAAUUCUUGAUUCUUGAUAUUCAACAUCCGUCACUGCAGGGCUUGGAGCUUGAACAGGACACUAUGGAGAUAUGUCUCGUAGUAAAAUUAAUAAUAAAUUUUUAUAAACACUUUGAAAAGGUAAUCAAUCACACGAAAGUCCCGAGCCCAAGCGAAUAUUUACUAUAUUUACAUCUAUAAGAAUGUAAUGUGACUUGUGUAUAGUUUCAUUAUUCUGUGUGAUUUUGAAAUACAAUACUACGUGUAUUAUUUUAUAAUCCCUAGCAAUAGAAUAGAUGUAUUUUUCGAUGUUUCAAAAUCGAAAGCAUCGGAUCCAUCGAAGUACAACCUCAUGGUUCAGUCGCGAUUGUUUCGACGAAUUUUCACGGGACUACUAAAAAUUUUUGUGACGCAAGCAUUUCAUACAAAUUCAAGCGAAUGUAGCGGGUUUUUCCCAAGUGCUGCUAAUCCAUAUCAAUGGUAUUCGUAUUUUUUAGUUAGUCCUAAGGUUUUAUUGGCGAAAUGUGGAUCGUAACCGAUAUUGUACUUUAUAUUGGAUUACUUUUUCAAAUCGAUAAAAUACCCAUUCUUAAAAUAUUGUUAAUAUGGUUGUAUACUUAUUUACGUGGUACGCCCUAUCAAUUUAUAACAAUAAGUAAUUCCAGCGACGAAGUUGAAGUUCUACGAAACAAUAAUUUUCAAAUUGCUUUUGAAAAGAAGUAGAGAUUUUCUUGUAGUCUGCUUCUGAAAUUUUCAGUACAAAGUUUGUAAUUUUGUUUUCGUUUCCAAGUGUUUUGAGUGUUGACACAGAAUACUAGAGACCAAAAUCAUUUUUGAUGAAAAUUUUAAAUUCGAUUUCGUAACGAUUCAAGCACUUUUAUUGAAGCCACUUCUUAGGUGUGAUGAUAUCUCUAGGUGUCGAAGAUUUUAAUCCUUUUUCUCCAGGAACAUAAGUUUUAAGGUAAAACGUUUUAGAGAAGAUGUAUAAGACAUCACAUGAAAUAGCACAAUGUAGAUCUUCAUAAUAUAGCAAAUUCAAUAAACCUGUACUAACCAACAUAAA